Artibeus jamaicensis (Jamaican fruit-eating bat) is the source of this 3689-nucleotide messenger RNA. It is a transcript of the gene KCNAB2, whose product is annotated as potassium voltage-gated channel subfamily A regulatory beta subunit 2. Gene Ontology annotation, cellular component: membrane; voltage-gated potassium channel complex; juxtaparanode region of axon. The record is from RefSeq and is a predicted model, not a curated record. The transcript has 13 exons. Bases 276 to 1562 code for a protein of 428 amino acids. NCBI's taxonomy places the organism in Eukaryota, Metazoa, Chordata, Mammalia, Chiroptera, Phyllostomidae. Gene Ontology annotation, biological process: regulation of potassium ion transmembrane transport; regulation of action potential; transmembrane transport. Gene Ontology annotation, molecular function: transmembrane transporter binding; voltage-gated potassium channel activity; potassium channel regulator activity.
GUGAGAGGGGGCAGAGAGCAGCACUUGCCGAGUUCCCUCUGAGGCAAUCUCCUCCAGCACGUUUCUGGAAAUUCGAUUCUCUCGCCCGAGAGGCUGCAACGGCUUUUCUCCGUCGUUGGCUUUAGAAGCCCAGUCUCCUGAAGGAAGACCUCGCAGCCCUUCCGCCUUCUGGGAUACAGUCCUGUCGGGCGGGCGGGAAAGGGGCAGAUGACUGCGGAGCCCGGAGGAGGGGGCCCCAGCCCGGAAGCCGAGUGCCGGUCAGCCCCCCACGCAGCAUGCAGGUGUCCUUCGCGUGCUCCGAGCACGGCCUCAAGGCCCGGGGCCCCGACGAGCGGCUAGGCCGGCCGUCUGCCGGCAGCCCCAGCCUGGGCACCCGCGGCCGCUUCCGCGCUGUGGCCAUGGUGGCCCGGAGCCUGGGACAGCUGUCGGUGCAGAGCCACCCGAGCGCCGGUGACGCCAGCGUGAAGCAGCAGGGGAUGAAAUAUAGGAACCUGGGGAAGUCCGGCCUGCGGGUCUCCUGCCUGGGGCUCGGAACAUGGGUGACCUUUGGAGGCCAGAUCACUGACGAGAUGGCAGAGCAGCUCAUGACCUUGGCCUACGACAACGGCAUCAACCUCUUCGACACAGCAGAAGUCUACGCAGCUGGCAAGGCAGAAGUGGUUUUAGGAGACAUCAUCAAGAAGAAGGGAUGGAGACGCUCCAGCCUCGUCAUCACCACCAAGAUCUUCUGGGGAGGAAAAGCAGAGACCGAGAGGGGCCUUUCCCGGAAGCACAUCAUCGAAGGUCUGAAGGCCUCACUGGAGCGGCUGCAGCUCGAGUACGUGGACGUGGUGUUUGCCAACCGCCCGGACCCCAACACGCCCAUGGAAGAGACCGUGCGUGCCAUGACCCACGUCAUCAACCAGGGGAUGGCCAUGUACUGGGGCACGUCGCGCUGGAGCUCCAUGGAGAUCAUGGAGGCCUACUCAGUGGCCCGGCAGUUCAACCUGAUCCCGCCCAUCUGUGAGCAGGCAGAGUACCACAUGUUCCAGCGCGAGAAGGUGGAGGUGCAGCUGCCCGAGCUCUUCCACAAGAUCGGUGGGCGCCCACCCCUUCCCAGCCCCUCUCUGACCCCCACCCCCACCCCAGCGACCCACGGCUUGACCUCACCUGGCUCUCCCCUCCCAGGAGUGGGUGCCAUGACGUGGUCCCCUCUGGCCUGCGGCAUCGUCUCUGGAAAGUAUGACAGCGGCAUCCCGCCCUACUCGAGAGCGUCCUUGAAGGGCUACCAGUGGCUAAAGGACAAGAUCCUGAGUGAGGAGGGCCGGCGCCAGCAGGCCAAGCUGAAGGAGCUGCAGGCCAUCGCCGAGCGCCUGGGCUGCACCCUCCCACAGCUGGCCAUAGCCUGGUGCCUGAGGAACGAGGGGGUCAGCUCCGUGCUGCUGGGCGCGUCCAGCACGGACCAGCUCCUGGAGAACAUUGGAGCAAUCCAGGUCCUUCCCAAACUGUCGUCUUCCAUCAUCCACGAGAUCGAUAGUAUUUUGGGCAAUAAACCAUACAGCAAAAAGGACUACAGGUCCUAAGACGCCCCUCAGCCGGCCAGGACACUUUCCCUCCCCCCCCCCCCCAGUCUCUCUGUUCUCCGCUUGCUUAUGCUGUUUUGAAGCCAAGUCUGGAAUGUGGUUUGCAUCAAAAAGAAGAGAAUGCGCCAACAUGUCACCGGGAAGGCAUCCCAGAAGUCGCUGCAACACACCAUCCACUGCUUCUCGGGACCCACAGCAGGCCGGGGAGACAGUGCUGAUGAUCAGAAGGGCGGUCGCGAGGUCCCACCCAAGCCUGCAGCCUCUGCUCAUCUUCCAAGAAGAAACCAGCUCAUUUUCUCCAAGCCGAGGCCCUUCUCCGAGACCCCUCAAGGCCUGGCCAGGUGGACCAGUGGGGCCUAGGGGCGGGCCGGGCCAGCCUCUCCUCUACCGAGAACCCCCACCUGGUGUUGGGGGUGGGGAGGAGGAGACCCCGUCUGAUCUUCCAGUGGCCUCCCCACGGGGGUCUCCCACUGACCGAGGGCUGCAGGUACUUUCCAAUGGGCCCGACCUCAGAUGCUUCCCCACCCAUUCUGCACCGCCACCUACUCCAGGGGGUCACUGCAGGGGCCCUCCGUGCUGUCCCUGAACCCCUGCCUCCUCCCUGGCUGGCAGGGGUGGGGAUGCAGGGAGGUUGGCUCUGCAGUUUGGGAGUAGGCUCCCGCCUGGCUCCCUCCAGGGCCUCACCUGGCACCCGGCCACUGCCCCUCUGUCCUUGCCCCAGAGGCCCCGAGGUUGUGCGUGCUGAGCUGGACAGUGGCUCCCACGUGGGAGAGCGGGCCUCUGCCAUGUGCAGGGUGGCCUGGGGGUGUGCAGAGGGAACAGGCUCAGAGCCUUUCGGGGCAGCAGCCCCACAGUGGAGACAGAGAUCCCGGGACCCCCCCCCCAGAGGAGCCCCUGUGAGGCCUCGGACCACGUGAGGUUGGCACGUCCCCCCCUGGGGCGCUAAGUGUCUGUGCUCAAAGCUUGUGACCUGGGCGGAUGGGCAGCAGUGCCACCCCUGGGACUCCCCACGCCCUGGAGCAGACUGGGGGCACAGAGGAAAGGCAGGGCAGACUGCCGGCCCCCCGCACCCCCACACCUCACGCUCGGCCCAGCGGCAGGCACAGCAGGCCCUGCCUGCUUCAGAGCAGCCAAGGCCGCCAGCAGUCCUAUCCGGGCCGGGCCGGGAACGCUCGGAGAAAACCUCAAAGGCCGAGAGCGGGCAGGGCGGACAGCUUCCCCCACUCCUGACCUUUGCACUGACCCUGGAGUCUAAAACCGUCCCCGUCCUCCUAAGCCGGGCCCUCGGGCCCUCGGGGCUCUUCUCCAACCAGUCGCCUACAAGCUUCCCCCGGGGCAACAUCUGUCCCUGCCCGGGUGCUGACACGGCCCUGUGCUGGGCCUCGUGUCCUGCACCCAGUGGGCCAGAUUGCGCCCCCUCACUGGGGAGAGUGGCUGGGCCCCUUCACACUGCUGGAACAGGGGCCAGGCUGGCAGCAGGCCAGCGGUGGGGACAACUGCCCCACGAGCCACCCCUGAGAAGACCAAGCCCCUGUUGGCGGCUUAAUGGCCAAAGGGAGGGAGAUGAGGGGCCCCAGGGUGGAGCUCAGCAGGGCCCAGCAGCCUCGGCCCCGGGGCUCUGUCCUCGGCCUGGGUCUGGGGUGUGCUGUUCCUCCGCACCUAUACGUCCGGGGAACGGCCCCUCUACUUAGGAGCCAGAGCUGGGCAAAGGAAGCUGGAUGGAAGCCCAAGUCAGAGCCCAGAAAGGCGGGGGAAGGUGGUCCCAAAGCAGCCUGGGCCUGCAUGGGGCGGGGCCGGCAACACAAGGACCAGGCCCCAGGACCAGCCCUGGGCCGAGUUCUGUCUUCCCCGUGAACCAGAGCCCCGCCAUCUCCCAUCCCACACCUGUGGCCGGAGCCGAGGCCCCGAGGCACGCCGGAGAGGGCGCCCGCGGCCUGUGUCCUCCCCCAGUCCCGUACAUGACGUGCUUUUCCUCACCUGUCUCUUCGAUGACCGCGGUCCCUCAGCUACGCGCCCCCCUCUGCAGGCGAGACGGCCCGCACCUCAUGCUUCCAAACGACCGACACCCCACCGGGCCACCGGCACCGUAUUUAUGGAAUGAGCGAAUAAAACCCAAGCCGUCGGGUC